Molecule: messenger RNA, 1361 nt
Organism: Acaromyces ingoldii
Lineage: Eukaryota; Fungi; Basidiomycota; Exobasidiomycetes; Exobasidiales; Cryptobasidiaceae
Product: GroES-like protein
Exons: 1
Coding region: 53-1165 (370 amino acids)
Molecular function (GO): oxidoreductase activity, acting on NAD(P)H
Source: RefSeq, a predicted model, not a curated record
CUCGCCUCUUUCAAUUUAUAGAGAGAUGAGAGACUAGGUGAAGAAGCCGACGAUGCGCGCACUCACCAUCGGCCAGGCGCUGGGCGAAGCGCUUCUGCGCCGAGACAUGGCCGUGCCUCAACCCGGUCACGGUCAGCUGCUGGUCAAGGUCCUCUUUGCGGGCCAGAACACCACCGAUCCCUACGUGCUGGACGCGACUGCAUCGUCUUCCUACCGCCAUCCAAGCCACAUCCUCGGAAACGACUUUCUCGGAGUGGUUGUCGAUGGGAGCAGAGAAGCGCUGGAGCGGGUGCCGCGAUCCGCCAGGGUGUGUGGGUGGGUCAUGGGCGAUACCUCCGUCGACGGAAGCUAUGCCGACUUUCUCGUCUGCGAUGCAGACAUGGUCGUCCGCGUCCCUGACGAUGGCUAUGACGACAAGGAGCUGGCCGCCUUGCCAUUCUGCUUCUCAACAGCGUUGCAUGCUCUCACAUCAAACCUCCGUCUAGAUUUGAACCCCAAGCAGAAGAAUCACGGCCAGCCAGUACUGGUGUGGGGUGCAGGUACCUCCUGCGGCGCGUACGCGGUGCAGCUUUUGCUUCUUUCCGGCCACGAGGUUUUGGCAGUGUCGGGGCCGGAGUCAAAAGCGACGUUGCAGCGGCUCGGUGUCGAGCACGUCUUUCCCCGUGCUGCCAUCGAGGAGACCGUGCAGAGUAUCAGAUCACGAUGGCCGAGCCUCAGCCACGCUCUCGACUGCUUUGCUUCGUCGCAGUCCAUCGAUGCAUGCAUCCGAUGCCUCGGCAAGGACGGAGGAUUGCUCCACGCGCUGUGGCCCAAAGAUGCUUGCGUCCAGCAGCCCGCAAAUGUGGCCGUCAGCUUCGAUCUUGUGCACUGCAUGCACGGCAAGCGGGUUCCCAUCCUCGACAUGCUCCAGCCUGCGCCGUCGGAGGCCAAGCUGCAACGCGACCGCGCCAUGGCCACGCAGUGGUUCUCCUAUGACCGCGGUGCGCUCUACCGUCUCCUAGUCGAGAAGCGCAUCACGCUGUUGCCAGUGACGGAAUGGGGUGCCAGUCCCGGAUUUGGCUCGCUUCAGGGCCUCGAGGGCGUGCAAGAGGCUCUCCAUCUGGCAGCAAAGGGCAGACUGCCGUCUGGGAAGAUUGUACACCGUAUCGCCUCGUCCAACGGCUGAUGUGGGCUGUUGCUUGUCGAUGCUGUGCUCAGACUUCGCUCUCAUCGUCUAGACUAUCACACUGCAGAUCAUGCAAUCGAUAAGGUGUUGGUGCCUGGCGAACAGAACAGGUCACUGUCUGCAGUAGAGAGCUAGUACCGCCUGCCUCCGAGUGUGUCUUCAAGCAGAUCUCCCCAGUGCAAGCUAGUCCAGAUUA